AUGGCUUGGUUUCUGUGUCUGUGUGUGGUUUUGGCCGUGGGCCUGGCUUUGUUUGUGCUGCAGUUGAAGCUCAGGAUGUCUGCAGAUGGCCCUCAGGAGCCCCCCUCCCUCCCAGCGCUACCCUUCAUCGGCAGUCUGCUGAGUCUGCGAAGCCCACACCCUCCUCAUGUGCUUUUCAAAGAACUGCAGCAGAAAUAUGGACAGACAUACUCUCUGAUGAUGGGCUCCCACUGUGUUAUCAUUGUCAACCAGCACACACAUGCCAAAGAAGUCCUGCUGAAGAAGGGAAAGAUAUUUGCAGGAAGACCCAGAACUGUAACCACAGAUGUUCUGACCAGAGAUGGGAAAGACAUUGCAUUUGGAGACUACAGCGCUACCUGGAGAUUCCAUAGGAAAAUAGUCCAUGGAGCCCUGUGCAUGUUCGGAGAAGGCUCUGCCUCCAUCGAGAAGAUCAUCUGUGCAGAGGCUCAGUCUCUGUGCUCCGUCCUGUCUGAGGCAUCAGCCACAGGACUGGCCCUGGAUCUGUCUCCAGAGCUGACUCGGGCCGUCACCAACGUCAUCUGUUCGCUCUGCUUCAACUCCUCCUACCGCAGAGGAGACCCAGAGUUUGAGGCCAUGCUGCGCUACAGCCAGGGCAUCGUGGACACUGUGGCAAAAGACAGCCUGGUGGACAUCUUCCCCUGGUUACAGAUUUUUCCCAAUGCAGACCUGCGUCUUCUAAAGCAGUGUGUCUCAACCAGGGACAAACUUCUACAAAAGGAAUAUGAUGAACACAAGGCAGACUACAGUGACCAUGUGCAGAGAGACUUGCUGGAUGCUCUGCUGAGAGCCAAGCGCAGCGCUGAAAACAACAACACAGCAGAGAUCAGCGGAGAGUCUGUGGACCUCAGUGACGACCACCUCCUCAUGACUGUGGGAGACAUCUUUGGAGCCGGCGUGGAAACUACCACCACCGUGCUCAAGUGGGCCAUCACAUACCUCAUCCAUCACCCGCAGAUGCAAAGGCGUAUCCAGGAGGAGCUGGACAGUAAGGUGGGAGGGGACCGGUCCCCCCAGCUCAGUGACAGAGGCAGUCUACCCUACCUGGAGGCUACCAUCAGGGAGGUGUUACGCAUCCGCCCUGUGGCCCCUCUGCUCAUCCCUCACGUGGCCCUCAGUGAUACCAGCAUCGGGCACUUCACGGUCAGAAAAGGAACUCGAGUCAUCAUCAACCUGUGGGCUCUGCACCAUGAUGAGAAGGAAUGGAAAAACCCUGAGCUCUUUGACCCUGGUCGGUUCUUGAACAGUGAAGGCACAGGUCUGAUCAUCCCAUCGUCCAGCUACCUGCCGUUCGGUGCUGGAGUCAGGGUGUGUCUGGGAGAGGCCUUGGCAAAGAUGGAGCUCUUCCUCUUCCUGUCCUGGAUCCUGCAGCGCUUCACCCUCUCUGUCCCACCAGGCCACCCUCUGCCCAGUCUGGAGGGCAAGUUCGGUGUGGUCCUCCAGCCGGCCGUGUACAAGGUGAACGCCCUGCCCAGACCGGGCUGGGAGAGGAAUUGCCAGGCAUGCUGA
Messenger RNA from Chelmon rostratus (copperband butterflyfish), 1548 nucleotides. It is a transcript of the gene cyp17a1, whose product is annotated as steroid 17-alpha-hydroxylase/17,20 lyase. Bases 1 to 1548 code for a protein of 515 amino acids. NCBI's taxonomy places the organism in Eukaryota, Metazoa, Chordata, Actinopteri, Chaetodontiformes, Chaetodontidae. The transcript is spliced from 8 exons. Gene Ontology annotation, biological process: hormone biosynthetic process; progesterone metabolic process. The record is from RefSeq and is a predicted model, not a curated record. Gene Ontology annotation, molecular function: iron ion binding; heme binding; steroid 17-alpha-monooxygenase activity.